AUGGGAGUACGGACCUUCCCCCCAGGUAAUGGUGAGGCCCAUGUACGCCCCCAAACACGAAAACCCGCAUGGAUGCUACGACUAGAAUCUAGGAUAGCAUCGUUGAGGGUGAAGAUAGGUCGGUUAACACAAUACAAGAGGGGAAACCGAUCAGGAAGGCUGGUUCGUCAGGUGAAAGAAAUCGUCAAGCCCGUAGAGCUCCUAAAUCUCAGUGAACUCAACAUCACUGAGAUCCUCGACACCCAUGUACAAAGGUUAAGUGCUCUUGCUAAACGGAUGCGACGUUAUGUUGAAUGUUCAAAGCGGAAACAACAAAACCGGAUGUUCAACACUAACGAAAGGGAGUUCUAUAACCACAUCAGAAAAGAGAAACCCAACUACAGCGAAGGACUUCCGGAGAUUGGCCAAGUUAACCUUGGUAUGGCGUACAUCGACUAUAAAAAAGCAUACGACUCCGUACCACACACGUAUCUCAUUAAGGUACUGGAAUUGUAUAAAAUAGACGAUGGCGUCAUCAGGCUAAUGAAGCACGCAAUGAGAAUGUGGAACACAUCACUGCACAUUACGGACGGAGCAACAGUGUUACGGUCCAGAACUCUUAGCAUAAGAAGGGGGAUCUUCCAAGGUGACACCUUUAGUACUCUAUGGUUCUGCCUUGCGAUGAACCCCCUUAGCAGAACACUUAACCGAACCAGUUAUGGCUACAAGUUGAAGAGCGGGACAACGAGAACAAAAAUUACCCACACCUUCUAUAUGGACGAUUUGAAACUGUUUGCGGAAACGAAGGAUCAACUGCAUCAAUUGUUGCAAGUGGUUUCGACGUUCAGCAACGAUAUCCGAAUGGAGUUGGGCAUCGACAAAUGUCGACUCGUCAAUAUUCACCGGAGUAAAGUUAUGGACGCCAAAAGUUUCCGCGUCAAUCCUAGAGAAGAGAUUCGGAGUAUGGUUGAAGGUGAAUCGUACAAAUACCUGGGAUUCCUGCAACUAAAAGGUAUUCACCACACGAUGAUCAAGAAAGAACUGCAGGAAAAUUUCUUGCAUCGUAUCAACCGUAUAAUGAAGACUUUUCUCUCGGCCGGCAACAAGAUCAACGCCAUAAACACGUUUGCCGUGCCGCUGUUGACAUACAGCUUCGGGGUGGUCAAAUGGACCAAAACGGAUUUGGAAGCGAUCGAACGAGCAUUAAUAGUAUCGCUGACAAAACACCGUUCGCACCACCCAAAAUCGGCCACCGAAAGAAUCACCUUACCACGUAGUAAAAGAGGAAUAGGUGUGAUUGAUAUCCAGGCACUUUGUGCCUCACAGAUCCAACAGUUGCGGAGAUAUUUCGUAGAAAGCCAGAGCCGUCAUGAAAUCUACCGCACUGUUUGCGAGGCAGACCAUGGGUUCAGCGCUAUGCACCUGGCGCAGCAUGAUUAUCAGCUGAACUGCGUUCUUAAAACCGACGAGGAAAAGAUCGCAACGUGGAAGCAAAAAGAGCUGCAUGGGACGCACCCCCAUCAGUUAGAACAACCACACAUAGACAAAGCAGCAUCAAAUACGUGGUUGGUGCGAGGUGAUCUCUUUUCAGAGACAGAAGGAUUCAGGGUAGCCAUCCAGGACCGGGUUAUUGCAACGAAGAACUACCGCAGGUACAUAUUGCACGAAAACAUAGAGGACCGUUGCCGUAAGUGCAAUGUAGUAGGGGUAUCGAUUGAGCAUGUUAUUGCAGGCUGCCAAGCGUUAGCAGAAACGGCCUACCUCAAUCGCCACAAUACGGUUGCCAAGAUUGUGCACCAACAACUUGCUUUGAAGCACAACUUGGUAAACUGCUACGUACCCUACUACAAAUACCUGCCCCACCCAGUCCUAGAAAAUGACUGUGUAAAGCUGUACUGGGAUCGCGCGAUCAUAACGGAUGUCCUCAUACGUGCCAAUCGCCCUGACAUUGUGGUCUACAACAAAAGGAUGAAGCGGGUCACCCUCAUCGAUAUUGCUGUACCGCAAGACCAGAAUGUGCUAUCAACUUUCUCGACCAAAAUCACGAAAUACCAUGAUUUGGCCGAGGAGUUACGGCAAAUGUGGCACCUGGAGGAAGUACGAAUAGUUCCAGUAGUAAUCUCUGCUACUGGACUAGUUCCCUGUACUCUACUGCGCUCCUUAGAAGAGUUGGAGCUGCGCACCGAACUACAAGUAAUCCAGAAAGCGGUGGUUCUGGGUACCUGCAACAUUGUACGGAGGUUCCUGAACCACCAUAACUGA
This is a messenger RNA of Sabethes cyaneus, 2241 nucleotides long. RefSeq lists its product as uncharacterized. The record is from RefSeq and is a predicted model, not a curated record. Lineage: Eukaryota; Metazoa; Arthropoda; Insecta; Diptera; Culicidae. The transcript has a single exon. Bases 1 to 2241 code for a protein of 746 amino acids.